Molecule: messenger RNA, 855 nt
Organism: Uranotaenia lowii
Lineage: Eukaryota; Metazoa; Arthropoda; Insecta; Diptera; Culicidae
Exons: 3
Coding region: 235-447 (70 amino acids)
Source: RefSeq, a predicted model, not a curated record
AUUUGUAAACAAAACCGUUAAAUUUUUGCUUUAGCAGUAUCCAGUUCGAAUUCUACUAGUUUCAUUACAAAACUAAACAAAAUCAAUCAUGGAUCGUCCGAUGACUAUAUCUGAGUAUAGCAACUGGCUACUUCUCAUCGCGGCCGAGGAUGCUGCCUGCACUCAAGCUUCCCAGCAAAUAGUGGAACAAGUCGAAAAACUGGUCGCAUUCAGAGAUAAUAUUACUUCGGAAACAUGGCUAACUUUUUGUGGUCCGUCAUUUGGUUGCUUCUGCUGAUCUUUGUUGGAUUUUGGGUCGGAUUCUUCUGUGCUGGCUGGUAUGUCAUCAUCUACCCCCUGACAGUAUGCAUACCGGACGUGGCGGUUAUUUCCGAUUUUCUUCUCAAAGGAGCGCAAUUUGUGCACUACUGCGCCAAGAACAUGAUGGAAGGAAAUGCUCUAUUCUAAGGAUUCCCACCGAAUAACUUAUUUAUAAACAAAUCGCAUAUAUUUUCUAUUUACAAACCGAUACUGUUCACACGAGAAUUAAGUUUUGUUUGUAGUUUGUUUUUAUCGGAGAGAUUUAUUUUCAUAUACGCCUCACCGUUUGGUAAGGUGUUAUUUUUUAACGCGAGUUCUAUAUUACUGGAACAUACGCCUCGAAUCCAUAGAAAUUAAAAACUGCUAGUGCAAAUCGAGCCACGUACGGAGUUCAUCAUUGUAUACUAACGGAACAGAAAUCGUAAAUCCGGAAAGCAUUGUAUUGCACUCGGAAUACUGGGUAUGAAGGGUUUGCUACAUGAAGAAGUAGAUACGUUCCCCUGAGUGCAUCCGGAAAAGCUUUAAAUCGUAAUAAAAUAAAUAAUUCAAGAACAA